GCAGGGGGUGGGCCCUGCGUGUGGGCGCCGAGCGGCGGGUGCCUAGGGGCCCGGGGUCCGGGAUGUGUCUGCUGCUGGGGGCGUCGGGCGUCGGGAAGACGCUGUUGGUGAAACGGCUGCAGAAGUUGAGCUCCCAGGACGCGAAGGGCGACGUGGGGGCGCCUCCGCCGACCCAGCCCACGGUGGGCACCAACCUGACGGACAUCGUGGUCCAGCGGAGAAUCACCAUCCGGGAGCUGGGCGGGUGCAUGGGCCCCAUCUGGUCCAGUUACUACGGAAACUGCCGUUGUCUGCUGUUCAUGGUGGACGCCUCCAACCCCACCCAGCUCUCCGCGGCCUGCGUGCAGCUCCUGGGCCUCCUUUCUGCAGAGCAGCUCGCGGAAGCGUCCGUCCUGAUCCUGUUCAAUAAGAUCGACCUGCCCUGCUACAUGAGCAUGGAGGAGAUCAGGUCGCUGAUGAGGCUUCCAGACAUCCUCGCUCACGCCAGGCAGAACGUCUCCACCGCGGAAAUCAGCGCCCGGAAAGGCACUGGCCUGGCGCAGGUGCUGCACUGGCUCCAGGACACCCACGGAGCCAGCAGCUGACGUAGCCCAGGGACGGGUAAACUGAGGCAGCAGGAGACUGCUGACAUCUGGCCUGUGUUCCUGAGACCGUGCCUGGGGCUGGGGGAGGAGCCCGGCCUGUCCCAGUGCUUGCUGCCCUGGCCGGCCCGGCAUUCUGUCGGCCUGAGGCGCCUGCGGGUGAGUGGUCCCCUGGGUGGGCAGAGAGCAGAGGUGGCCUGUGCACCCAGCGGCUGAUGGGGACCCAGAGCCUUGGAAACAGGCUGUCCCCACUCGGGGCCGAGUGCGAAGUCCAGGCGUCGGCAAGGUCGGCUGCUCCCGGGGCGAAGCCGUCCGGGGCAGGCGGCCCCCACUGCCGUCCUGGCUUCCAGCAGUUCUGUGUCCACUCCUUCCCGAGGUCUGUCAGGAGGACGUCCCUCAGCAAAGCCAGGGACAGCCACACCUGCGGGCGCCCGGCAGUGGGCGAGGAGCUCCCGGGCCAGGCCAGUUUCCUGAAGCUGCGCCCUUGGCCUGGUGGCUGGGGUGCCCCUCCCACUCCAGAGCACUCGGCUGCAGCACCCAGCUCUGGCUCGAGCGCCAGCAGGCCGGGGAGGUGGCCGUGCACCCGCGUGGGAGACCCGGUUUCUGGCUCUCGGCUUUUGCCUGGCCCAGCCCUGGCUGUUGUAAGGAUUUAGGAAAUAAACCAGUGGACGUUGUA
This is a messenger RNA of Oryctolagus cuniculus (rabbit), 1257 nucleotides long. The record is from RefSeq and is a predicted model, not a curated record. Lineage: Eukaryota; Metazoa; Chordata; Mammalia; Lagomorpha; Leporidae.